Messenger RNA from Fibroporia radiculosa, 2340 nucleotides. RefSeq lists its product as uncharacterized. The record is from RefSeq and is a predicted model, not a curated record. The transcript is spliced from 15 exons. NCBI's taxonomy places the organism in Eukaryota, Fungi, Basidiomycota, Agaricomycetes, Polyporales, Fibroporiaceae. Gene Ontology annotation, biological process: transmembrane transport. Gene Ontology annotation, molecular function: oligopeptide transmembrane transporter activity. The coding region runs from base 1 to 2340 and encodes 779 amino acids.
AUGCCAACUUGGGCCAGCGAGGAGUCGUACCUGCCCAGUCAGGACUCUGCAGAGGUGUUUGGAGAGGCGUCGGAGGCGGCGAAGCACAGUAGCACUGCGUCUAUAUACAGUGGCUUUGACGAUCCGAAUCUCGACGACAACGACUCUGUGGUCGACGAGGAAGAGGACUCGCCAUAUCCUGAAGUACGAUGUGCGGUCGCUAAUGCAGACGAUCCGGAUAUGCCCGUCAGCACCGUGCGCGCAUGGACCAUAGGCCUCCUGUGGUCUAUUGUUAUCCCCGGACUUAACCAGUUUUUCGUUUUGCGAUAUCCCUCGAUCGGCAUAACAGGUCUCGAGGCGCAAUUGCUGUCUUUUCUACUAGGACGGCUAUGGGCACGCUUUGUGCCAGCCGUCCGCAUCUAUGGUAUCUCAAUGAACCCUGGUCCAUUCACAAUCAAGGAACAUGUCCUGAUUACGGUCAUGGCUGUUGUUACCUGGAAUCCAGCGUAUGGUACCAUCGUCAUUACGGUGCAACGAGUUUUCUAUAACCAGACUGUGGACUUCAUAUAUCAGUGGAUGAUAGUUAUAUCGACCCAACUGAUUGGAUUUUCGAUGGGUGGCAUCUGCCAGCGAUUCUUGGUCCAGCCACCAUCAAUGAUCUGGCCCGGCAGUUUGGUUAACUGUGCUCUCUUCAACACUCUUCACUCGCAGCAAUACGCUGGCGCCGGCGACAGGCGAGGCAUUUCUCGCGAGCGCUUCUUUGCUGUCGCAUUCGCCGCCAGCCUGUUCUGGUAUUUCAUGCCUGGUUAUGUUUUCAAAGCACUCGGCUACUUUAGCUGGGUAUGCUGGAUCGUUCCCGGCAAUAUCAUUAUAAAUCAAUUAUUUGGUUAUGAGUCUGGCUUAGGGAUGUCGAUAAUCACAUUCGACUGGAGUCAAAUUGCUUACAUUGGCUCCCCUUUGGUCAGCCCGUGGUGGGCCACCGCCAACGUUGCUGUCGGCUUCAUUGUCUUCUUCUGGAUCCUCACACCCGUCCUCUACUACACCAACACCUGGUACUCCCAGUAUAUGCCGAUCUCAUCCCUGACAUCUUACGACAAUACUGCCGCGCCAUAUAACGUCACGAGGAUAAUAAACGCCGACAUGACAUUUAACGAGGAUAUGUACACGAACUACUCGCCGUUGUUUUUGCCUGCUGCUUUCGCAUUGAGCUAUGCGUUGUGUUUCGCAGCAAUCUCAUCCACGGUGACGCACACGAUCUUGUACUAUCGCAAGUAUAUCUGGCAGCAAGCGCACCGAACUUUAUCCGAAGAGUCCGACAUACAUGCUCGUCUGAUGAAUCACUAUUCUCGUGUACCAGAGUGGUGGUAUGCGCUGAUCCUAGUUCCGAUGCUCGUCAUGAGUGCUGUCGCAAUUGAGGUCUACGAUACCCGACUUCCUAUAUGGGCAUUCUUAUGUGCCGUAGGUCUAGCUUUCGUCUUUACUAUACCUAUAGGUAUUAUAUUGGCUAUUUCAAACCAACAAAUCGAACUCAAUGUUUUCGCAGAACUCAUCGCCGGAUAUGCUGUCCCCGGGAAGCCGCUGGCCACAAUGUUGUUCAAGACUUGGAGUUUUGUGACAAUGUCUCAAGCGCUCCAAUUCGCAUCCGACAUGAAGAUCGGCCACUACAUGAAAAUACCACCUCGGAUCAUGUUUUGGGCUCAGCUAAUCGCUGCUGUUGUUGCCGCAACAGUACAGCUUGGUGUUCAAGUCUGGAUGUUCGGCCAUAUACCAGAUAUAUGCACGUUGACCCAGAAGGAUGGUUUCACUUGUCCCAGUACACAAGUUUUCGGCACUGCAUCAAUUAUUUGGGGAGCCAUUGGUCCUAGCCGCCAGUUCUCCAAGGGUCAAAUAUACUAUGCUCUAGCAUUUUUCUUCCUGGUUGGCGCUAUCUGUCCACUAAUAUCCUACUCUAUUUCCCGCAAGUGGCCGAACUCGAGCUUGGCUUACACUAACUUCCCCGUUCUAUUCAAUGGCGCAAGUUAUAUCGCGCCUGCCUCCGCUCUCAACUACGUUCCGAACAUCCUAGUCGGCUUUAUCUUCAACUAUGUAAUUCGCCGCCACAGGUUUUCGUGGUGGGCGAAAUACAACUAUGUGCUGUCAGCCGCGUUGAAUUCCGGUGUGGCGAUAUCUGGUGUCUUGAUCUACUUCGGUCUGCAAUAUCCUGCAAAUGGCACGAUCGGGGCGAAUACCAUCCAGACGUGGUGGGGGAAUACGGUAUACCUGAACACUGCUGACGGUCAGGGGCUUCCCCUCAUCGCAUUAGCUCCGAACGAAACGUUUGGCAUUUCGUAUGGUAAACUUACACAUUGCUACGACUCCUAG